Prunus mume (Japanese apricot) is the source of this 1965-nucleotide messenger RNA. RefSeq lists its product as uncharacterized. NCBI's taxonomy places the organism in Eukaryota, Viridiplantae, Streptophyta, Magnoliopsida, Rosales, Rosaceae. The record is from RefSeq and is a predicted model, not a curated record.
GUUUCUCGAGGGACCAGAGGUGCAAACCAGAAUCCACGAGUUCCAGAGUUCGAACUCGUCCUACUCGGCCAUCCCAAAGGUACCCAUUUUACACUCACACACAGACAAACCCACUCGCUUAUUUUCGUGCACAGUUUCUUCAACUCCAUUAAUGGCGGUCGCGAACUGAAGCGACCAAGGGUCUGAAUAGGAUUUGAAGGAUAACUUUGCUAAAAUGACGUUAUUGAGAAGUCCUAGUGGUCGUGACAAUCAGGAGAGUGCUAAGAAACCUUCUUUUCCCUUGGCGGACCAGCUGCAAAAACAGAAGUCACCUUUUGGCUUCUAUACUGAUUCUGAUAUGUUGGUGUGGUUGAAAGGGCUAGCAUUAGACCCUUGUGACCGGAAAGCAUCCCCAGAUUCAGCUCGACAAUUAUGGAAGCAGAGUCUUAAAGUGCGGAAACUAUUGCUUCUUGGUAAUGUCGUUUGUCCACGGAGAAAACGAAAACUUCAUCAGUUCCUAAACAGUAGUAAGUUCGCAGGUGCUUCUGGAUUGGCUACAGAGCAAUCUUAUGUUCAUACUGUUAAGAAAAUGGGCAGAGUGCAUUCUGUCUCAUGCGUAACCAAUACAAAUGCCAACAGUGAAAUUUUCGAACCACUGGUUCUCUGUAACUCACGCAGUUCUGGAAGUUUGUUGACUUUUGAAGAUGAAGAUCAGCAUAAGCCAGGCUAUACAGAUUUGGCCAUUAUGGAUGUGGAAAAUAUUGGUCCAUAUUGCAAGGAUAAUUCUGCCUCUCCUUUAAUUGAUACAGAUGAAUCAAACAAUGGUUUGAACACAUUGAGUCCGAAAAACUUGAAUUUCUGUGAUGCAACCAAUGUGAAUCUUAAUGAUACAGCUGAAAGCUCAGACUCUUCGAGUUUAGACGAGAAUAGUUCAGAACUUGAAUGUGCAUUGAGGUCGUUGGUUUCCAGUGAUGAUUAUCUUCCAAGAUCUAUUCCUGUGAGAGAGAUCGAUGGCUCAGCUCACCAUUCGGAUCCAAUGAGGUCAAAGGAGCAAAAUUCGAAAGUUCGAGAAGCAGUGAAAAUAAUGUUUUCAGAUGGUGGUGUUCUGAGGGCUGUUGUUCCUAUUGGUCCUGGUUUUCAGGUGGAAGUCCCAGAAUGGACGGGUCCUGUGGAUAGGAAGAAUCUUUAUGGUAGUGAUGGUGAUUCGAAAGUGUCAAGGUGGUUGGGCACACAAACGUGGCCCAUUAAAGGAAAAAGUGCAGGAACCAUUGUGAAAGAACUUGGUAAAGGGAGAUCCGACUCUUGUUCUUGUGUCUCUCCAGGAUCUGUUGGUUGUGUCAAACACCACAUUCAUGAAGCAAGACUCUGUUUGCAAUAUGAAAUUGGUCCUGCCUUCCGGAGUUGGAAGUUUGAUGAAAUGGGAGAAUUUGUCUCAGCUUCAUGGACUUCAAGUGAACAGCGGAGCUUUGAAUCUCUUGUCAGAAUGAAUCCACUAUCAAAUGAAGCAAGUUUUUGGAGGACUGCCUUUAAGCGUUUCCCUUCCAAGUGCCGGAAGAGCAUUUUGAAUUACUACUAUAAUGUGUUCAUCCCUAGACGUAUGAGCAUCCAGACUAGAUCCUCUCUUAAUGAAAUUGACAGUGAUGAUGACCAGACAAAGGAAGAACAGCUAACUGGAUGUAAAUCUAGAAGGGUAGCUUAGAUGUUCGAAGGACAUGAAAUUGACAAUUGAGCAGCUUGAGGUUGUCAGUGGCCUGUGAUAUACUUGUCCCUUUAGGUUUAGCUCAAUGGCACUUUUUCAAGACUGAUCUUUUGCCCUAUCACAUGCCUAACCAGUGCUAUUUUGGUUUGUACAGACAUACAAAAUCCAAAGCAAUUUUGAUACUCAGUUGCCUGUGCUUUGCCUUCGUAAAAGCUUGUUUCUUGUAUGUUUCUGUAUUCAAUUUUUUUCAUAUCCGGUACAGAUCCAGAGAGCCUAUAGAAAUUUCU